CCAGGCCCGGGUCUCACCCAUGACCCGAUGAAGGAAGAGAGGAGAUGAAGAGAAAAGGAGAAGAAAACCGAACGCCCGCUUCAUUCAUUUUUGCUACUAAAGAAAAGAAGGGGUCUUUGCUUGUUCAAUGAAUGCACUUUUGCUUUAUAGUCACCCAUUUUGCAAGUAAAGAAGCCAUAAACUACAAAAGAAAUUGAUUCAAACUCGAAUCCGCCAUCAGUGUGUUUUGCUUCUUUCCCACAUUUGUUUCUAUCUUUAUCCUUCAUCUUAAUCUAACCCACAUUUUCAUCUUCAAAAUCAACGGGAACCCACCCACGAUGGUUAAGAGGCAGUCGAAUGAAGAGCUUCAGACGAUGUGCUUCUCUGAUUUAUUCAAUAAAUUAAAACGGUUCAGACUCUUAGAACCUUCUUUGGGCAUUCUGGGGUUCUUCCUUGUCACUGUUUGUGUUAUUUGCGGUUUCUUCUACUUGGAUUACAGGGCUGCGGUUAAAGGGUUUGGGUUUUUAGCGGAAUCGAAUAGGUUUGUGUGGCUUAAAUCUGUUGGGUCCAAUGGGAAUCAAAGAGUUGAGUUUUUGAGUGACAAAGGGUUUGAUUGUGAUGUGUUUGAUGGUGAUUGGGUUUGGGAUGAAUCUUACCCACUUUAUCAAUCUACAGAUUGUCCCUUCUUAGAUGAAGGGUUUAGAUGCUCUGAAAACGGAAGACCCGAUUACUUCUACACUAAGUGGCGUUGGCAACCCAAAGCCUGCAACUUGCCCAGAUUUGAUGCAAAGAUUAUCCUUGAGAGACUUCGCGACAAGCGGUUAGUAUUUGUUGGAGAUUCAAUUGGGAGAAACCAAUGGGAGUCUCUAUUGUGUUUGUUAUCUGGUGGGGUUUCCGAUAUUGAUUCAAUUUACGAAGUAAAUGGCAGUCCGAUUACGAAACACAAGGGGUUCUUAGUGUUCAAGUUUGCUGAUUUUAACCUAACCGUCGAGUAUUAUAGGGCCCCGUUUCUCGUAUUACAAAGCAGGCCGCCUGCCGGAGCUCCGGCGAAUGUAAGAACCACUUUGAAGUUGGAUCAGAUGGACUGGAGUUCAAUACAGUGGAAAGACGCAGACGUGAUUAUAUUUAACACCGGACAUUGGUGGAAUUACGAGAAGACCAUUAGAGGUGGUUGUUACUUCCAAGAAGGAUUGGAUUUGAAGUUUGAUAUGGAAAUUGAUACUGCCUAUAGGAAAUCGCUAACAACAGUGUUUGGAUGGAUCCGUGAGGCGGUUAACACCAACAAGACGCAAGUGUUCUUUCGCACUUACGCCCCUGUCCAUUUCAGAGGCGGGCACUGGAAUACAGGGGGAAACUGUCACAUGGAAACUCUACCGGACCUGGUUUCCUCAUUGGUACCAACUCAGACAUGGGAUCGUUACAACAUAUUUGAGGACGUGUACUCGGGCCAUUCAAACGUGUCAAGUGCAAAAGUUGUUAACUUAUUAAACGUGACCAUGAUGACUGCCCGAAGAAAAGAUGGACAUUCAUCGCUAUACUAUCUUGGUCCAUUCAUAGGCCCGGCUCCACUCCACAGACAGGAUUGUAGCCAUUGGUGUCUGCCCGGUGUGCCCGAUACAUGGAACGAACUGCUCUAUGCUUUGUUGUUGAGGCGUGGGUCAGCAUCAGCUUUUUCGGGCUAAAGGCUUGUAAUUUAUACACAAUAGGAUUAUUGCAAAUUUUUUAGGGUUAAUUUAAUUUUCAUCAUGGUAUGGUUGAGAAUGUUGAGAUUUUUCUUUUUAAUCUUUUCUAGGGGUCAACAAAUAUGUAGGUUACAAUAAGUUAGCUAGUGACAAGUUUUGUUUAUAGGCUUAUAGCUCUUUUUAUUUACAGGAACAACUCUAAAUUUGUAUAGUUUAUUUCAUAGUAUUUCAAUAUCUACUUUUAAAAUUU
Messenger RNA from Impatiens glandulifera, 1911 nucleotides. RefSeq names its product protein trichome birefringence-like 10. NCBI's taxonomy places the organism in Eukaryota, Viridiplantae, Streptophyta, Magnoliopsida, Ericales, Balsaminaceae. Bases 318 to 1661 code for a protein of 447 amino acids. Gene Ontology annotation, cellular component: Golgi apparatus. The transcript is spliced from 3 exons. Gene Ontology annotation, molecular function: O-acetyltransferase activity. The record is from RefSeq and is a predicted model, not a curated record.